AUGUCGCUAAUUGACGAGUCACCUGAACGGAUAUAUGAAUUGAUCAAGGAAACAGUGCCACUUCACCCACUGUUGAUUUCCAAAGCUGUCGCACUUCCAGAUACCGAAGAAGAUGGAUAUUCACCAGUCUAUAGAAGUGGCUACAGCCCAGAUAGAUUGAUUUCAAGGAUGCAUAAUUCGUUGGAUACACUAUACGCCUUGUUUGAGUUUGGUUACAAGUUUUACAAAGACCGUCGUGCUUUUGGUGUGAGACAAAAAUUACCGGAUGGUACUCUUGGUAAAUAUCAAUGGCAAACCUAUAAGACAGUGAGACAAAGACGUAAUAAUUUAGCCUCGGGGGUGUUUUUUGUGUUGGAGAAUAACCCAUACAGGGGUAAUAGCGAGAUCCAUCAAAAUUUGCAAUAUGAUCCUUCGAAGAAGAACAAGUCAUUUGUGUUGACAAUAUUUAGUCCAAACAGAGCUGAAUGGGCGUUAGCUGACAUGGCUUGUAUUGCUUAUUCCAUUACCAACACUGCUUUGUAUGAUACUUUAGGUCCAGCUACAAGUCAAUACAUCUUGGAGCUUACUGAGUCUCCAAUUGUUUUGUGCUCCAAGGAUAAAAUUGAAAGAUUGGUGGCGCUCAAAAAGGCUCACCCUGCCUUGGUUAAUUUGAUUGUUAUUGUUUCCAUGGAUAAGCUUGAUGAUGUGAAAGAUGCUCAUUUGAAACCCCUUGCUGCUGCUAAUAAAAUUGCCUUGUAUGACUACGAUCAAGUUGAGAAACUCGGAGAAACAAACCCUUUAGACCCUAUUCCGCCAACACCAGAUACUAUUUUCACAAUAUCCUUCACUUCUGGAACUACUGGUGCUCAUCCUAAAGGGGUUGUUUUGACUCACGCAAACGCUGUUGCCGCGUCGACAUUUAGAUAUGUCAAAGAUUUCAAGCCCAGUGGCAUCAGGUUGUAUUCUUUUUUACCAAUGGCACACAUUUUUGAAAGAGGUAAUAUUCAGCAAGCUUUGAACAUUGGUGCCGAAAUUGGGUUUCCACUGAGCACUGGCAUUACUUCAUUGUAUGAUGAUGUAAAGGAGUUGCAGCCAUCACCACUCCCAACUGUCCCAAGAAUCUUAUCCAAAUUGUUGGCUGCCGUGAAAGCAGAAACCGUAAACAACACUGAAAAGCCAUGGGUUAAGUAUAUUUACACAAGGGCCAUAAAUGAAAAAUUGAGAAUGCAAGCUCAGCCUAGAGACGAUGAUCUGAACCCGCGUCAUCCAGUGUAUGAUGUAUUCCUUGAUGCUUUGAGAGAAAAGUUUGGGUUAAGGAGCGUGGAGUACAUGGUUACCGGAUCUUCACCCAACAGUCCUGAUACAUUGAAGUUUUUGAAAGCCGCCUUGAAUAUUGGGAUCUCCAAUGGUUAUGGUUCUACGGAAUCUUUCGCUGGUAUUAUGAGGACCAAGAGUUUUGAUCACAAUCCUGGCUCAGUCGGUCCAAUUGGAAUUACAACCGAGUUUAGAUUGAAGGAUUUACCGGAAAUGAACUACACCACAAAGGAUAAAGAGGGUCCUAGAGGUGAACUUCUUUUACGUGGACCACAAAUCUUUAGAGAAUACUACAAGAAUCCUGAAGCAACUGCUGAAGCUUUUGAUGAAGAUGGUUGGUUUCAUACUGGGGACGUUGCACGUGUUGACCCUGAAAACGACAAUCGACUCUUCAUUAUUGACCGUGCCAAAAACUUCUUCAAAUUGGCACAGGGUGAAUUUGUUACUCCGGAAAAGAUUGAAAACGUGUACUUGGCUACAAACCCACACCUUCAACAGCUUUUCGUUCAUGGAAACUCACUUGAAUCGUAUUUGGUGGGAAUUGUUGGAUUAGAUCCUGUUACCAUAGGAAGUUACUUGAAGGAAAAAUUCAAUGAUGAAAUUUGCAAUCAAAAUGAUAUACUUAGACUUUUGAAUGAUCCUGUCAACAAGAAGAAGUUCCUCUUGGACUUGAACGCUGCUGCUAAGGAUGAGUUACAAGGAUUUGAGAAGUUGCACAAUGUUGAAAUCUAUUUUGAACCAUUGACCGUGGAAAGAGAUAUUAUCACACCAACUCAAAAAAUCAAGAGACCUCUUUGUACCAAAUUCUUCCAAGAGAAUUUGAACAGAAUGUACCAAGAAGGAUCUAUUUUGAGAAACGAGAAAUUGUGA
Molecule: messenger RNA, 2163 nt
Organism: Lodderomyces parapsilosis
Lineage: Eukaryota; Fungi; Ascomycota; Pichiomycetes; Serinales; Debaryomycetaceae
Exons: 1
Coding region: 1-2163 (720 amino acids)
Biological process (GO): long-chain fatty acid metabolic process
Cellular component (GO): membrane; endoplasmic reticulum
Molecular function (GO): long-chain fatty acid-CoA ligase activity
Source: RefSeq, a predicted model, not a curated record